CGCGUGUCGUGGCCGCUCCCGCCCAAUCGCGGGCCCAGCCGCGGGGGCGGCGCUUCGGUUGGCGGGGCAGCGGCGGGCUGGGCGUCGCCAUCGCGGCCGUCAUCGGCAUCGUCGCCCUCAUCGCCAUGAGUCAAGAUGAGAGAUAUGCUUUCAUUGCUGAAUGGUAUGACCCAAGUGCUUCACUCCUUCGGCGUUAUGAACUUCUGUAUUAUCCAAAAGAUUCAUCAAUUGAAAUGUACGAUGUGAAGAACCGUCGCACGUUUCUGAGGCGCACCAAGUACGAGAGCCUGCACCUGGAGGAUCUCUAUGUGGGCAGCAAAGUCACGGUUUUCUCCCGGCACCUCACCAUCGUGGACUAUGGCAAUCUGUACACCUCCCGCAAGCUCGGCAGCCGCAAGGAGAGAACACUGGCUUUGAUUAAACCUGAUGGAAUGCGUAAGAUUGGAGAAUUAUUUGAUAUCAUUAUUACUGCAGGACUGACAAUAACUAAGGCCAAAAUGAUGCUGCUUUCAAGAAAAGAAGCAGCUGAUUUCUAUGCUGAUUAUCGAGCAAAACCUUUUUAUCAUGAACUUCUCCAGUUAAUAAUGAGUGGCCCCAUCCUUGCUAUGGAGCUCUUAGGAGAUGAUGCAGUGAGUAAAUGGAGAGCAAUAGUGGGGCCAGCAAACCCUACAGAGACUGAGAGUGAUACACUGGACAGCAUCUCAGAGAGCUUUGGACUUUCUGGCCUAAGAGAUGCAGCUCAUGGCCCUGAUUCAGUUGCUUCAGCUGCUAAAGAGCUGGAGUUGUUCUUUCCCUCCAGUGGAGGUCGUGGACCAGUCAGCAGUGCAAAAUUCACAAACUGUACUUGUUGCAUUAUUAAGCCUCAUGCUGUUAAUGAAGGGCUUGCUGGAAAGAUUAUAAAAACCAUCCUCAAGGAAGGAUUUGAGAUCUCAGCAUUGCAGAUGUUCAACAUGGAGCGUACAAAUGUGGAAGAAUUUUAUGAGAUUUACAAAGGUGUCGUUCCUGAAUACCUGGAGAUGGUUUCAGAGUUGUGUUCAGGCCCUUGCAUAGCAAUGGAGAUUAGACAAUUCGAUCCUUCAAAAGUGUUCAGAGACUUCUGUGGUCCUUCUGACCCUGCAUUAGCCCGUCACCUCCGACCUGGAACUCUGCGUGCUGUCUUUGGGAAGGACAAGAUUCAGAAUGCUGUUCACUGCACAGACCUGCCUGAAGAUGGACUUUUAGAGGUGCAGUACUUCUUCAAGAUUCUGGACAAUUAACAGGCUCCAUCCUCACCCACUGCAACAAACACAUACACAGAACUGUGUGUUCAUUCAUUUAUUUGUCCAAUGUUUCAACCUGACUGAAAUACAAGAUCAACAAGAGCACUGUACUCCUGGCUAUUAUUACAUGUUAGAACAUAGAGUUUUGCACUUUAGACAACAUUUAACACCAUUCUAUGGGGUACUGCAUUGCUUUUAUAAAGUUUAAAAUAAAGAUUUAUUUUCAAA
Oenanthe melanoleuca is the source of this 1487-nucleotide messenger RNA. RefSeq names its product NME/NM23 family member 7 (gene NME7). Bases 126 to 1256 code for a protein of 376 amino acids. The record is from RefSeq and is a predicted model, not a curated record. Gene Ontology annotation, molecular function: ATP binding; nucleoside diphosphate kinase activity. Lineage: Eukaryota; Metazoa; Chordata; Aves; Passeriformes; Muscicapidae. The transcript has 12 exons. Gene Ontology annotation, biological process: CTP biosynthetic process; GTP biosynthetic process; UTP biosynthetic process. Gene Ontology annotation, cellular component: centrosome.